Molecule: messenger RNA, 984 nt
Organism: Ustilaginoidea virens
Lineage: Eukaryota; Fungi; Ascomycota; Sordariomycetes; Hypocreales; Clavicipitaceae
Exons: 3
Coding region: 1-984 (327 amino acids)
Source: RefSeq, a predicted model, not a curated record
AUGGCUACAACGCAGAAAUGUGUCCACCAAGGCUGUGGCAAGCAAUUCAGAGACGCCGCAGAAAAAUGUGAAUACCACCCCGGCCCUCCCAUCUUCCACGAAGGGCAGAAAGGAUGGAAAUGUUGCAAACCCCGUGUCCUGACGUUUGACGAAUUCUUGAGCAUCCCUCCAUGCACAACCGGCGUCCAUUCUACCACAGACGUUCCUCCCCCGGUCGAUGAAAGGCGGAAAGAGGAUGAUGUGGCGCUCUCAAAGAAGAUAGAGUCCUUGACCACAGCCUCUCCCUCGGCAACACCACCUCCUCGGCUACCUGUCCAACCCGCUCAGUCAGCCCCGACGCCGCCUCCUCCUGCUCCAGAAACGGAAGAUGACGAGCCCAGCAUGGAGAUUCCUGAUGGGGCAAUAUGUCGGCGACGAAAAUGCGGACAAACCUACACAACUGGGAGGUCGAGAGACGGGGAGAGAUGUGUGCAUCAUCCUGGCGUGCCCAUCUUCCAUGAGGGCAGCAAGGGAUACUCCUGUUGCAAGCGGCGAGUCCUAGAGUUUGACCAGUUCAUGAAAAUUGAAGGAUGUAAAACAAAGGACCGACACCUGUUCAUCGGGAGCGGCAAAAAAAAGAACAACUCGGGCUCAUCUGGGGAGGAAAUUUUGACGAGCGCUAGACAUGACUAUUAUCAGACUGCCACCAGUGUCAUUGCGUCCUUUUUUCUCAAAAAAAUCGUCAAGGAAACCGCCAAAGUAAGCUUCGACGAUAGGCACAUCAUGCUAGACUUAGUAACGGCCGAUUCCCCACCCAAGCGGCUCAAGGCGGAAAUACCUCUCUACGGUAAAAUUGAUCCAAGCAAAUCGACGUUCAAAAUCCUGGGAACCAAGCUGGAGGUGUCGCUGGGGAAAGCGGAUGGCGCAUCGUGGCCCGUGCUGAGAAGUGAUGAGGCGUUGACUGGCGAAAUCCUGCAGAUAGGGCAAGCAGGGAGGGCGUCAUGA